CGUUUCUGACAGCAGCGUGCUUUUGUUAACAGCCCUCUCUCGUGUCGACAUUUGUUGCUACAAGUUUGUUCGUGAUUUUGGUGAUUUUGCGAUAGUUAUCUGCAUGUGGAAGUGCUCGAUUUGCAUUAAUUUCAUUCAAAAUUUGCGUGCAAACAUUUUCCAUUGAAUAAUCCAUACAUUGGGAACUGCGGACAACUAUUUGAGGUGCCAGGUUGGAGACAAAAACUCUCAAGGAAUGGCACGUAAUAAGAAACCGAGACGGAACAUUGGUGUGCACAAAAUGCCCGGAAAAGUGACCGGACGCUCGCCGCGGUUCAUCGGCAAACCAAAAUUGCGCGAAGGGGGACCGAUCAGCGAACGGAAGAAGAAGAUGCGCGACAAGGCUAGGGAAGUUAAGCGAUUGAAGCAGCUCCGCGAACGAAUUAUGUUAGAGCGUAAAUCGGAACCCAGGAAAAGCCCUCUUUCCCGGAAACAGAUCCUAUACCCACCGAUAUCUCCCCGUCGAGCUGCGGACAGAGGAAUGCCAUCCACCUCGAAACUAACGCCUCGAAGGCGCAACCGUAACCGGAAGCAACCGCUGAAACCCUCCAACAGUGACACGAUAGUGAUAGACUCCGAAGACGACUGCAGCAAUCAGCCGCUGUUCUACGUGGACACUACCGCCGGAUUCAACGACAAGGAAGUGCCACGAUACGUAAAGAAUGUACAGGGGGCGGAGGAUCCAAGCGUGAUGAUCGUUGAAGAAAGUGCUUUGGAAGAAGGCGAGAUCAGGGACGAGGAUGAGGAAGAUAAAAAAGAGGAAUCAAAUAGCAUGAACAAAAGAGUCAACCUAGAGGAAAUUCCUAUCGAUGAAGAUGAGGAUGAUGACCAGAACGACGACGAUGAUGUGGUGGAUUGUGAUGCAGUAACUGUGCCAAAACCUAAACAGAUUGAAGACCGAUCGGUGAUAUUUUGUUCGGAGGUGAUCGAUCUGGUGGGCGAUGAUUCUACUCAAAAGAAGCGCAACGAACAGAUGGAUUACAUACCGAUAGGGUUUGAUGUGGAGCCUGAUGGUAGAAAUCAAGGAAGGUUCAAUCGGUCACCGAGGAAAAAGUUGUUCAAGGGUCUGGAAAAGAAGCAGAACAAGUUGACUAAUAAACCAGCUCAAAAUAAAAAGCAGAAAGAUGAGAACGUUGAGGCAGCGCCUAAAGAGAAAGGCGAAGACAGUAGUAGUGAUACUCCGAAGAAGAGAUUCGUUGUCAUCGAUGGAAAUAAUGUGGCAUUUGCGCACACACAUGGCCAGGCGUUCUCCGUCAAAGGACUGGAUAUUUGCAUACAAUAUUUCAAAAAACUAGGGCAUGAAGUAAAAGCGGUAGUUCCACAAUUCAGACUGAAAAAGGAGAAAUCCACCGACCAACGUCUCCUUGAAGAAUUGUACAAAAAGGGUGACAUUCUUUUGGCGCCCAGCAAAAACCUCCCCGGUCAAAAAUCGUCCUCCUACGAUGACCGGUUGAUCAUCUCCGUGGCGGAAAAGUUCGAUGGGGUCAUCAUCUCCAACGACAACUUUCGGGACCUGAUGGAGGAAAAUGAUUCUUGGAAAAAGAUCAUCGAAACGCGAGUUGCUGGCUACACGUGGGUGAUGGAUGCUUUCUUUUUGCCGGAUGAUCCGUACGGCCGCAAGGGUCCGAGUUUAACGGAUAUGUUGCAACCGAAAGCCAAGGUUGACGCCACCGCCAAAGAUAAGUAGAGCCAUCUCACAGUUUUUUUUUUCUUUUCGUUUCGUUGUCCAUUUGUUUUCUUUUCUAGAGAUGCCUUUUUAGUUUUUAUACAAAGGUUGUUAAUAUUUAUUACUAAAUACUAUUACAGUUCUACACAAUCAAAUCACUUUUGCUUAGGGAAUAAAACAAAAAAAUAAUAUAAAGCAAACGGAA
This is a messenger RNA of Aedes aegypti (yellow fever mosquito), 1910 nucleotides long. RefSeq names its product endoribonuclease rege-1. The transcript has 6 exons. The record is from RefSeq and is a predicted model, not a curated record. Gene Ontology annotation, cellular component: nucleus; cytoplasmic ribonucleoprotein granule. NCBI's taxonomy places the organism in Eukaryota, Metazoa, Arthropoda, Insecta, Diptera, Culicidae. Gene Ontology annotation, molecular function: mRNA binding; RNA endonuclease activity. The coding region runs from base 236 to 1726 and encodes 496 amino acids.